CACACACUUCACUUCCAUCUUUAUUCACAUGCACAUUAUGAAAUUAACACUGUUUUGUAUUUAAUUUUGUCACAUUAUUAGUACAAAAUCUCACAUUUUACAACUACACACAUUAUUUUUUUAUAUUUAUUAUAUUUAUUUUUAUAUUUUUCCCAGAUGGACCGAGCCACAGAGUUUCUGUUUGUCCCGCGACAAAAGAUCAAUUAACAUUCCCGGCGGAGCUCCCCCUGAUGUUGGGUGACUGGUGGGAAACUGGGAGACGGGGACUGGGGACCAGUCACAGUGCCCACAGCUCCAGCUGCACAUCUGGGCCCGGUGAGUGACAGAGGCCCGCAGCUCACGCAUAGAGGCGCCUCCAGGGCCUCGGGACAAGUCCGACAACAGUGUUUCAGCCCCAUUCAAAAGCUCAAAUGUGACAGCGUAGCACGCGGGCGUCCGCUCGCGCCACCAGGAACGUGGCCGCGUGUCGUUUUUCACACCCGCAUCGCGGCGCAGACCUUUGAUCGGGGUCGUUAGCGGCGGCGCCUUCGCACGUCGCCCCCAGCGGGAGCCGUCACGUUCAAAGCGCCGCGUCACAGCAACAGGUGGAGCAGAACGCGUCUGGUCGGACGUCGGUUGUUGUUCUUUUCCCAGUCUCACAUGUUUAAUCAUAAACGCAUUUUAGAUAAGAUGAUACAUGAAGCAUUUCACUGUUUAUUUUUUUAAUGAUGACAUUUUGUUUUUACAUUUUUUUUUUCAAAACCGUGUCCAAAUGUUUGCCUUCAGUCAUUGCAGAGAACACCAGCACCUCCACUUUAUACUGUUUUAUGGCUGUGGGGCGUUUGUUCCUUUAUCCUGUCUCUCCUCUUUGAAGACGUUCUGUGCAUCCCACAAUCUAAUGCAUUUGUGUGAAUCUGUCAGUCACAGAUGUGGACGUGAUAAAGCGUUAAUUACCUGUUGCUUAUCUUGGGAGACCUGUCUGCGCUGCUGCACAGUGAGUUAUUGACGUGUCCUCACAUUGUUGUGCUGGGGGUCCCACUGGUCAGAGUGUGGGAACCCCAGCCCUGCCUGAGCCACAGGCCUUUGUUAUGCUAAUGAUGCUGUAUAAAAAGAGGAGCAGCUCCUCCAGAGACAGCAGAGCUCAACACUGUCCUCCUGAAGAAGCUGCAGACUCCACCUGCACAGACAUGGCUCCUUGUUCCACCAGCUACUCGUCCGUUCAUCACAUCAGGAUCUCUGACAAAGACAUCAAACUCAGAAAGCCCGUUGUGGAGAAGAUGCGCAGGGACCGCAUCAACAGCUGCAUCGAGCAGCUGAAGAUCAUCCUGGAGAAGGAGUUCCACAAGCAGGAGCCCAACUCCAAGCUGGAGAAGGCCGACAUCCUGGAGAUGACGGUGAGCUUCCUGAGGCAGCAGCUGCAGCCGGGCCUGGGCCACGGCGACUACAGGCAGGGCUACUCCCACUGCUGGAGGGACUCGCUGCACUUCCUGUCCAGCGGCUCGGGUGCGGAGGGAGCGCGGCCGCAGGGGCCGCAGCUCCAGCGGGAGCAGAGAGGCGGCGGCGGCGGCAGCAGCAGCAGCAGCAGCAGCAGCAGGGGUCCCGCUGUGUGGAGGCCGUGGUAGAGACUCCACCACAGACACUGUGAGACCUGAGGGGGGCCGCUCCCCCUCACUACGUAGGAAGAUACUUCCAGCCUGCUCAUUCACAGUGGGCUCCUUUACCGUCUCAUCAUAUUGAUGGACAAGUAGUAAAAGUGAAAAGUCUCACUCACCUGAACGAUGUCUUGGUUUGGGUUUGACUCACUUCUGUCAUGCGUUUUCCUUUUUGUUUUAAGCUGUUUACUCCAGUGGAGUUGAAGUGUAGUCUCCUUGAUGUAACAGUAUAUAUAUAUAUAUAUAUAUAUAUAUGUAUCGUCAUACUGUGAUUUACUGACAGCUGCUGUUGAGAAUAUUUCUCCCAUGUUUGAAUUAUCUAUGCCAAUAUAUGAUGGAUGUGGAUGAGUGAAUGUGAAAUGAGGUUGCAUAUUAAUCUUGAAGCUGUUUGUUGUUUAUUGCUGUUCAGCCAUCACCAGUAAGCUCUUACAACUAAUUUCUAACAUUUCA
Molecule: messenger RNA, 2081 nt
Organism: Betta splendens (Siamese fighting fish)
Lineage: Eukaryota; Metazoa; Chordata; Actinopteri; Anabantiformes; Osphronemidae
Gene: her12
Product: hairy-related 12
Exons: 2
Coding region: 1068-1601 (177 amino acids)
Biological process (GO): anterior/posterior pattern specification; regulation of neurogenesis; regulation of transcription by RNA polymerase II
Cellular component (GO): nucleus
Molecular function (GO): DNA-binding transcription factor activity, RNA polymerase II-specific; protein dimerization activity; RNA polymerase II cis-regulatory region sequence-specific DNA binding
Source: RefSeq, a predicted model, not a curated record